AUGGAGACGAUGGAGCAACAAAAACAUUCACUCUCUUCUUUGCCUAUGCUCUCUAGGCUUGAGCAUUUGGAUUUUGUUAUAAAGAGCUUAGAAAGACAACAAAACCUUCCGAAAUGGAAAGAUGAAAGCUCAUCUACUACAGGUGGAUUGAUCGAUAGAGGCACAGUGGUUAGAGAAGCUUAUUUCAAAGGAUCGUUACUAGAUAGAAUUGCAGCUUUAGAGACCAGACUUUUUCAGAUAUGUUUGGAGUUGGAAUCGAGCACUGCAUCUUCUACUUCAACCGGAGGGUCCGGUGAAACAUCAAGCCAAAAGAUUAAGAGAGAUUUGACAAAGACAUUGCCCAUUUUCACUAGCAACAUUAAUCCUUUUCAUAUGCCCUUGCAGCAUCCACAAGACCUUCGGGAAACUGAAGAGAUGAUUGAAGAAGAAACCGAAGAGAUGAUUGAAGAAAAAGAGGAAGAGGAAGAGGAAGAGAAAGAGAUGAAU
Messenger RNA from Eruca vesicaria subsp. sativa (arugula), 486 nucleotides. The record is from the annotation of a GenBank genome assembly. NCBI's taxonomy places the organism in Eukaryota, Viridiplantae, Streptophyta, Magnoliopsida, Brassicales, Brassicaceae.